AAGGAAAAAAUAGUUCCCUUGGAAGACAGCUUUCUCCUGUUGCGUUCCAUGUCCCGCUUUUCAGAUAAGAAGGCGGAAAUCGACAGCCUGGCGGCAGAGUACGUCGACUCCGUGAAGAACAUGUUACCCGAGGAGCGAGUGGAGCACCUGCGGAAAAUCCAGAGCGCCUACAGCAAAUGCAAAGAGUACAGCGACGACAAAGUGCAGCUGGCCAUGCAGACGUACGAGAUGGUGGAUAAGCACAUCCGCCGGCUGGAUGCAGACUUGGCACGCUUCGAAGCGGAUCUGAAAGAUAAACUGGAAGGCAGUGAUUUUGAAAACCCUGGAUCUCGGAGCCUGAAAAAGGGACGAAGUCAGAAAGACAAAAGAGGCUCUCGCGGCCGGGGCAGGCGAACGUCUGAAGAAGACACACCAAAGAAGAAGAAACUCAAAGGAGGAUCUGAGUUUGCUGAUACCAUCCUGUCGGUGCAUCCCUCGGAUGUCCUGGACAUGCCAGUGGACCCCAACGAACCUACCUACUGCCUGUGUCACCAGGUGUCCUACGGAGAAAUGAUUGGCUGUGACAACCUAGACUGCCCGAUUGAAUGGUUCCACUUCGCUUGCGUGGACCUCACCACCAAACCGAAAGGGAAAUGGUUUUGUCCUCGUUGUGUUCAGGAAAGAAAGAAAAAGAAAUAA
Tauraco erythrolophus (red-crested turaco) is the source of this 678-nucleotide messenger RNA. Lineage: Eukaryota; Metazoa; Chordata; Aves; Musophagiformes; Musophagidae. The record is from RefSeq and is a predicted model, not a curated record.